Calidris pugnax (ruff) is the source of this 2949-nucleotide messenger RNA. Its product is annotated as thyrotropin-releasing hormone receptor-like. NCBI's taxonomy places the organism in Eukaryota, Metazoa, Chordata, Aves, Charadriiformes, Scolopacidae. The transcript has 2 exons. Gene Ontology annotation, molecular function: thyrotropin-releasing hormone receptor activity. Bases 1 to 1173 code for a protein of 390 amino acids. The record is from RefSeq and is a predicted model, not a curated record. Gene Ontology annotation, biological process: phospholipase C-activating G protein-coupled receptor signaling pathway. Gene Ontology annotation, cellular component: membrane.
AUGGAGAACGGCUCGGUCAGCCCGGGAACCGCGCUGGGAGGAGGCGUCGGAGGCAACCAGACCCUGGGCAGGAUGCCCCGGCAGCCCCUGGAGCUGCAGGUGGUCACCAUCCUGCUGGUGCUGCUCAUCUGCGGGGUGGGCAUCGCUGGCAACGUGAUGGUGGUGCUGGUGGUGCUGCGCACCAAGCACAUGGUAACCCCCACCAACUGCUACCUGGUGAGCCUGGCGGUGGCCGACCUCAUCGUCCUGCUGGCGGCCGGGCUGCCCAACAUCUCGGAAGUGGUGGCUUCUUGGGUCUACGGCUACGCCGGCUGCCUCUGCAUCACCUACUUGCAGUACUUGGGCAUCAACAUCUCCGCCUGGUCCAUCACCGCCUUCACAGUGGAGCGUUACAUCGCGAUCUGCCACGCCAUCAAAGCCCAGCUCCUCUGCACCGUGUCCCGCGCCAAGCGCAUCAUCUCCUCGCUCUGGCUCUUCACCUCCCUCUAUUGCCUCAUGUGGUUCUUCCUGGUGGACACGACCCAGGUCACCUUCUUGGAUGGGGCACAGGUCAGCUGUGGCUACCGGGUCUCCAGAAGCUUUUACAUGCCCAUUUACUUCUUGGAUUUCGCUGUCUUCUACGUCAUCCCAUUGGGGCUGGCAACUGUCCUCUACGGCCUCAUUGCCCGCAUCCUCUUCAUGAGCCCCCUGCCCGCCACCCCACAGCAUUCCUGCCUGGGCUCCACACACCAGGGUGGCUCCCUCAAGCUCUCCUGCAGGAGCAACAAGGGGGCCCUGAGCUCCCGCAAGCAGGUGACCAAAAUGCUAGCUGUCGUGGUGGUCCUCUUCGCCCUUCUGUGGAUGCCUUAUCGCACGCUGGUGGUGGUGAACUCCUUCAUGGACCCUCCGUACCUGAACAUCUGGUUCCUCCUCUUCUGCCGCAUGUGCAUCUACCUGAACAGCGCCAUCAACCCCAUCAUCUACAACCUCAUGUCACAGAAAUUCAGGGCUGCCUUUAGGAAGUUAUGCAAGUGCCAAGAGAAGAGCGCUGAGAACCCCGCGCCGUACACGGCCCCGGUGUACUACAGCGCGGUGAAGGACUCUUCUCACCACAGCUUCGACCACAACGUCACCGAACAGGAAGAUCUGAACAGCCUCCCUGCGCCUGCAAAGAAGAACAAGGCUGCCAAAUAAAUCCUGGGACCCUGAAACAGCGCAGGCAGUGGGAGCUACACGGCUGCCUGCGCUGUGUUGGGAAAGUGCCAACAGAAAUUGCUCUGGCAUUGCAGCAAGCUUCAUUUAAUACCUCUCCAGGGCAUUGAACAAAACAGAUUCUUAGAGGCAAAUUAAUUUGCUUUUCCUUAAUGCUAAUUUAUUCUUGUUUGGUGAAGUGUUAGGUACAGGUUAAUGUUUAGCAUCUUUAAAGACUCUGUUGUUAAAUAUAGCAGUGCAACGCUAUUCUGUGUUAUGUGCAAGUGCAACUGUUUGUUGAGUUGGGCCAGAACAUUGAAAGGAAAUCCGGGAAGAAAAAGGUAUUCAAGGAAAAAAACCCACAACCUUCGUUCUGCUGGGCCAAUUUUCUUAUCUGCUGAGAUUCACCUGCCUGAAUCUACAUGCCUAUACCACAGACACCCAAUGUGAGCUGCUCCUCUAGAGUCCUUUUAGGGUUAAUGGGGAAAAUUAGGCACUACAAGAAAGUGGCUCCUCUCAUCUCAGCAUAGUCCUCCGAGGAAGACACGUACCUCAGAAGAAGAUGAAUGCCUCCUGAGAUGUGACUUUCUUUCCAUUGACUGUAAAGGGACUCUCUCCAGUGGAGACUCCUAUGGUAGGAAUGACUGAAGUUGGGUGUCAUGAACCUCCCCUAGCACUUCUGGGAACAUUGCUGUGCUGGUAGUACUUAUACCCAAGGACCAGACCAGUUGGAUUUGUUAAAGAAGAAUGAACAAACUAAUAAUCAGUGUUCCCUAAGGUCAUAGUAAUACUUCCAACAUUGUGGUCUAAGCUUCUUUGGGAUAAUUUUACCUUUUCUGUCCAAAUUCUUCUACUUCCUUCAGCUGGUUAUCAUAGCCUUGUCCUGUAAGCCCCGAUGUGGUGUAGCUAUGUCCCAUCCAGCAGCGCUGCUCUCCGUCCCAGCUACAGUUGCAUUUCAAUGGCAGGUGAAGCAAUUAUCUUCUUUCCUGAAAAUAAUUUGAGAAAGUCCAUCAAGUGUUUUGUGAUAAGUGACUCACUGACUGUAAGACAUUAACAAUACUCAUUGCUGCUGUCAUCUUGUGAGCAAACUGGAUAUUCAUAACCUGCGUCGUCCAAGAAACCAGCCCAAGGACACUUGCCCCAGACUUGCAAGAGACUCUCUGGACUAGGAGUAAAAGGAAAAAGAUUACACAUGAGCCAAAUGCUCAGGCUCUUGCCAAAUAAAACAAGUGUCAAGUACCAGUAACCCUCAAGUGACUGUAAAAAAUUCUUCAAACAGCCAAUUCAGCCUCAGUAGUUAACACUGGUUUUCACCAAAGUACGGUGUUAAAAGAUCUUAGAAUUUUGCAUCCACUUUGGAAAAUAUCUGCGUGAUAUUUUUAAGAGCACAAGACAUUAAGUAACCAUCCUGCAUCUGUGGGAAAUCACUUCCCUGAGUGAGUCAGAACAAGACCUCACCUCCCACCGGUGUGUCAGGAACUGCCCGGGACCCAGUUCAUUUUGGUGUAGGGUGGCUUUCCGUGUACGAAUACUGUAGUGUGAUUUAUUGAAAUAUCUACUUUGCCCCCAAAAUAACUGUAGGAUGAGAGAAGAGAACCUUGUUUUUUGCAAUUAUUUGAAAUGGUGUGUAUUUGGAAUUUAGGGAUUAAUGUCAUUUUUGUGCUCUUUGUGUAUAUUGGGAAUUUAGGAACAAAGUUCCUCUUUAUUGUUGCUACAGUAGUUCUGUACAGAGAUUUGGGAUUUGCUUCUUGGAGAAAAUGAAAGCGGUUUUGCUAUAAU